Camelina sativa (false flax) is the source of this 1764-nucleotide messenger RNA. Lineage: Eukaryota; Viridiplantae; Streptophyta; Magnoliopsida; Brassicales; Brassicaceae. The record is from RefSeq and is a predicted model, not a curated record.
AUUUGUUCUUUCUCUCUCGAUUGACUUAUUGACUGAGAGAGAGAGAGAAAGGCUUUUCAAAAAAAAAAUGGGACACAGACACAGCAAGUCCAAAUCCUCCGGUCAGCCACCGUCCUCCCCUUCGUCUACAUCCGGAAACGUAGUCCACCAUGUCAAACCUGCCGGAGAACGACGUGGAUCCUCUGGAACCGGCGGAUCUUCAGGCUCUGGAACCGGCGGAUCUCGUUCAAACACAUCUACUCAGCAGAAUGGUCGGAUCUUAGGUCGGCCUAUGGAGAACGUACGUGGUUCAUACGAGUUCGGUCCUGAGCUAGGUCGUGGUCAGUUCGGUGUGAACAUAGUGGACUUGAAGGGAGCUUACGAGGACAGACACUCUGUGAAUCUUAUAAUGGAGCUGUGUGAAGGAGGGGAAUUGUUUGAUAGGAUCAUAGCUAAAGGUCUUUACUCAGAGAGAGCAGCUGCUGAUUUGUGCAGGCAGAUGGUGAUGGUUGUGCAUAGUUGUCAUUCUAUGGGUGUAAUGCACCGAGACUUGAAGCCUGAAAACUUUCUCUUUCUUAGUAAAGAUGAGAACUCCCCAUUGAAAGCUACUGACUUUGGUCUCUCGGUCUUCUUUAAACCAGGGGAUAAGUUUAAGGAUCUUGUUGGAAGUGCAUACUAUGUUGCCCCAGAAGUUCUAAAACGAAACUAUGGACCAGAGGCUGAUAUCUGGAGUGCCGGUGUGAUUCUAUACAUCCUUCUCAGUGGUGUCCCACCUUUCUGGGGAGAAAACGAAACGGGGAUCUUUGAUGCCAUUCUUCGAGGGGACCUUGACUUUUCAGCUGAUCCGUGGCCAGCACUAUCUAGUGGUGCCAAAGAUCUUGUGAGGAAAAUGUUAAAAUAUGACCCUAAAGACCGGCUUACAGCUUCUGAAGUGCUAAAUCAUCCGUGGAUUAAAGAAGACGGGGAGGCAUCAGACAAACCGCUUGACAAUGCGGUGUUAUCAAGGAUGAAACAAUUCCGGGCGAUGAACAAACUAAAAAAAAUGGCCCUGAAGGUUAUCGCUGAGAACCUUUCUGAAGAAGAAAUCAUUGGUCUUAAAGAGAUGUUCAAAUCUCUAGACACUGACAACAACGGAAUAGUCACCUUGGAGGAAUUGAGAACCGGUCUCCCCAAACUUGGUUCGAAGAUCUCUGAGGCUGAAAUAAGACAGUUAAUGGAAGCAGCUGAUAUGGAUGGAGAUGGAUCAAUCGACUACUUGGAGUUCAUAUCAGCCACAAUGCAUAUGAACAGAAUCGAACGUGAGGAUCACUUAUACACUGCUUUCCAGUACUUUGACAAUGACAACAGCGGCUACAUAACAAUGGAAGAACUAGAGCAAGCCAUGACGAAAUACAACAUGGGUGAUGAUAAAUCCAUCAAAGAGAUCAUUGCUGAAGUAGACACCGAUCGUGACGGAAAAAUCAACUACGAAGAAUUCGUAGCAAUGAUGAAGAAGGGAAAUCCAGAAUUGGUGACAAACCGACGCAGAUGCAAGUAAAAAAACAUUUGGAGCCUGGAUUGAUAAAUCAUAACACAAAGAGAGAUCUUUUUGAUGUUGUUUGUUUGUUUGGUUUCCUCUCACUUUUUUACUUAUUAGCUUUUGUGUUGUUGUUGUUUCCCAUUACAAAUACAUUAUUUUCUUUCCUGCAAUCUCUCUUUUAUCAACAAAACAUAAUAUGCGUUGGAUUUGUUUUCACGAGAGAUUGAUUCAAGAUAUAAAUAAUAAUUUCAUGAUUUCACGAGAGA